Messenger RNA from Lolium perenne, 2592 nucleotides. The record is from RefSeq and is a predicted model, not a curated record. Lineage: Eukaryota; Viridiplantae; Streptophyta; Magnoliopsida; Poales; Poaceae.
AUGAUGAAGAUGCCUGGGCCGCUCGGCGUCAUCACCGUCCACGGCGACCCAGACCUGGCCGUGGAGUGCGAGGACAACGGCACCAAGCUCGCCGACACCGUCAUCACCGAGGAACGCGACAACACCGUCGAGCUCGCUAAGUACCCAGUCGACCGCAACGACCCCUCCAUCCUCGAGAAGCCGACUGAGCUCGACUCGUCUGCAGCAACUUUCAAGCCUACAACAAAUACCCGCCAAGUAGAUCUUGUAGAGAACGACUCGAGUAGACAGAAAAACAAGACCUGGCGAAUGUGCAUCGACUACACUAGCCUCAACCGCGCCUGCCCCAAGGACCCAUUCGUCCUACUGCGAAUCGACCAGAUCAUCGACGCAGUCGCGGGGUCGGAGUUACUAUGCUUCCACGACGCAUACUCCGGGUACAAUCAAAUCAAGAUGGCAGUAGAAGACCAGGAGGAAACGACAUUCAUCACGCCACUCGGUGCCUACUGCUACACAGCCAUGACCUUCGGUCUCAGAAACGCCGGAGCUACUUACCAGCGGUGCAUGAACAACUGCCUGGAGAGCCAGAUCGGUCGCAACGUCCACGUCUACAUCGACGAUGUGGUGGUCAAGUCGACUCGGCAAGAUGACUUAGUCGCCGACCUCGCCGAAACCUUCGCCAACCUACGGCGUUACCAGAUAAAGCUCAACCCCUUGAAGUGCACCUUCGGGGUCCCGUCAGGACAACUCCUUGGCUACGACGUAUCCAAGCGCGGCAUCGAGCCCAACCCGGAAAAUACUUCGGCGGUCAUGCGCACUAAAAGACCGACUUGCCUGCUCGAUGCACAGAGACUCGCCGGGCGAGUUGCGACACUCAGUCGCUUCAUCCCCCGACUCAGCGACAAGGCCAUGCCACUCUACCGUCUUCUGAAGAAGUCAGACUCGUUCGAGUGGACGGAUGAAGCACAGAAGGCCUUGGAAGAACUCCAGAACGCCCUGAGAAACGGCCCCGUCCUCGCGGCCCCGCUACCGCAAGAAACCAUGUUGUUGUACGUUGCCGCGUCCAAUCGCGCAAUAAGUGCAGUCAUGGUCGUCGAGCGCAAGGAAGAAGGAAAGGAGCAACUCACACAACGUCCAGUCUACUACAUCAGCGAAGCCCUGAUCGAGUCGAAGCAGCGGUACCCGCACUACCAACAAUUGGUGGUCGCCUCAACGCCACUCGCCGACAUAAUCCGCAACCGCGACGCGACCGGUCGAAUUGCCAAGUGGGCAGUCGAACUCGGCGUCCACAACAUCACGUACGAGUCAUGCCAUGCGGUCAAGUCUCAAGCACUAGCCGACUUCCUCGCCGACUGGGAAGAAGCCCAGCAGCCCAGAUCAUCGGCGGACCUCAAGCAUUGGACGCUACACUUCGACGGCUCCAAAAACCUCGAAGGAGCAGGGGCAGGGGUCGUCCUCACCUUGCCGAAAGGUGACAUCGUGAGGUACGUCCUACAGCUCCGAUUCGAACCCUGCACCAACAACAUGGCCGACUACGAGGCACUGCUGCACGGCAUGCACGUCGCAAAGGAAAUGAGCGCGACACGCCUACGCUGCCUCGGCGACUCCGACCUCGUCGCUAGCCAAACAUCCGGCACCUGCAACGCAACCGACAUCAACAUGAUCGCCUACAAGAAAGCGAUCGACCAGGCCGGCGCCAGCUUCGCCGAUCAUGCCGUCGAGUGGGUCGACAGGUGCAAAAAUGAAGAAGCAGACGCCCUGGCCAGGCUAGGGUCCAGGCGACUGCCACCCCCUCCAGGCGUCUUCCUCGACAUCAUCACCCAUUCGUCGGUGCGCGCGCCCCGAGAGGUUGACAUCGCCGAGCAACCCACACCCGACUCUGUGCUAGUCGCAGUCGUCUCCGAUGCUGCAGGUUGGACGGAGCCAUACAUGAACUACCUCGAGCGGCAAGUCCUACCGACGGAUGAAGCAGAAGCACGAAUGAUCAUGCGCCGCUGCAAGUCCUUCACCAUCAUCAACAACGAGCUCUACAAGCGCAGCAUCUCCAGCGUAUUUCAGCGAUGCGUCACCUCUGAAGAAGGGCGCAAAAUCCUGCGCGACAUCCACGCAGGGGACUGCGGCCACCACGCGGGCGCACGCUCAAUCGUGGCCAAAGCCCUUCGACACGGCUUCUACUGGCCUACAGCUCACUCCGACGCAGUCGACCUCGUUCGCGCAUGCGUCGGGUGCCAGAAAUAUGCGAGUCAGUCGCACAUGCCGGGCUCGGCACUGAAGACCAUACCCCUAACCUGGCCAUUCGCCGUCUGGGGCAUGGACAUGGUGGGAAAGUUCAAAACAGCCCCCAGCGGGUACACUCACCUCCUCGUCGCCGUGGACAAAUUCACCAAAUGGGUGGAAGCGAAACCCAUCAAGAAGUGCGACGGCAAAACGGCCACCAAAUUCUUAUGGGAGUUGAUCUACCGCUACGGAUACCCUCACAGCAUCAUCACCGACAACGGCACAAACUUCUCCAAAGGGGAAAUGGCAGAUUUCUGCGAAGAGAACGGUAUCCGACUAGAUCUAGCGUCAGUCACGCACCCCGAGUCGAACGGGCAAGCAGAAAGGGCGAACUAG